Varroa destructor (honeybee mite) is the source of this 1937-nucleotide messenger RNA. Its product is annotated as angio-associated migratory cell protein-like. The record is from RefSeq and is a predicted model, not a curated record. NCBI's taxonomy places the organism in Eukaryota, Metazoa, Arthropoda, Arachnida, Mesostigmata, Varroidae. Gene Ontology annotation, molecular function: protein binding.
AGCUGAUAAUUCAAAAGGCCGCGCCGAAAUGCGUAAUAUCCUUGUUUUUUUUAUUUAUCUCAACUAUUCCGUGAGCAGUUAAUAUCAUUUCGAUGGUUCGUUCUUAGUUUCUGAUAGUGCAAGGAACUAUCAAGAAAUGCCCAGUUCCUGAUGGAAGCUUUAGGAAGUUCUAACAAAAUAAACAGUCCAUAUUGCGCUGCCGUACGCUCUGACCGGCGACAGCUGCAGCGCACUGACAACAAUCAACACACGUGCGUUCGAAUUCGGCGGUGACAAAUUUUCGCUGAUGGAAAUCGUCGAAGAUUGAAAACGUAAAAAAAGUGCAUAUGAUAUCAGUGACAAUGUUAUUAUCUUCUCUUACUUCAAAAUAAUAAUUAUUCAACAGGAUAAUUUACCAUUCUGUAAUUGUUAUGGUGCCUAGGCGUACGGCAGUGGGUACUCAAUUAGAUAUCGAAUUUGACCAUACGGUUGAGUUACCAACCAUUGCUGUCUAUUCAGCCGUAAAUUGCAUUUAAUUAGUGGCCUCUAAAGCUGUUCCCAUAGUUGGUUGUUAGCUAUUCUGUCUACAAGCGGACUCGGUACCACGGUAACCGUUGCGUCAACCUGUAACGUUCAACAGAGUUCUUCUGGUCAUCACUAUUUUCCUAUGAGAAAAAUGUCGGCCUCCCGUGGCCCGAACGCUGAAGAGACUGAGAACUUUUUGAUACUGAAUUCAGACGAUGAAGACGUUGAGGUGAUCGCAGACCUUGAAGGUGAACAAGAAGACGAUUUAGAUGAGGACGAAGAUGCGGAAGGAGGAGAAGAAGAUGACGAUGAAGAUAUGGAUGAUUUUCCUGUCACUGUUUUCACCCCAUCGCGAAAUGAUGCCUUACUCUUCUUUCGAGGUCAUACAGAUCUCGUAUUUAACGUUGAGUUGUCACCUUCCGGCCGUUUUGCCGUCUCUGGUGGAAAAGACGAUCGAGGAUGGUUAUGGAAGGCGGAAGACGGCAGCCCCAUCCUUGAACUAACUGGCUUCAAAGAUUCCGUUCCUUACGUUGGUUUUUCCCAUGAUGAGAAGUUCGUUAUGGCUGCCGAUAUGGCUGGAAAUAUAAAUGUAUGGGAAGUGUCGACAAAAGAAAUUGUAUUUAGUACAGAAGUAGGAGAUAUCACAUGGACAGAAUGGCAUACAAGUUCCGCGAUUCUAUUUGCCGGUACACAGGACGGGUCGAUUUCAAUGUGGUUGAUUCCAUCCGGUAACAUGAAACUCCUAAAUAGCUUCGGAGAAACAACAACAUCAGUCAAGCUGUUACCCGAUGGCAGACACCUACUCGCAGGGUAUGGUGAUGGUUCCGUUCGCUUAUGGGAUCUCAAAACAUGUCAGAUUAUCACAACAAUUUGGAAGUUACAUCAAGGAGAGGUACUCUCAAUAGAUGUGAACUCUAGUGGCAUUGUGGCCUCCGGAGGAGCCGACGGGCUCAAAUUCGCUUCCCUCGCUACAGGCAAAUCUGUCCAUUCACUACAAGAGUUUGAGGACUGUGUCGAAUGUGUAGCUUUCUCCAAAGGCACUCAAAUUUAUCUAGCAGCGGGCAGUUUAGACGGAAUUCUCCUCAUCUGGGACGUGUCUGCAGGUCGGCAAAGGCACCGUAUUCAGUUUGGGUCUCGAAGUGGUAUCUGCCGGCUCUUAUGGGCUGGACCGAAUCAUGUCGUAGCUGCAUCCCUUGAUGGAAAGAUCCGAGAAGUAGACGCGCGAUCAGGUGAAGUGAUUAAGGAAUGGGAAGGUCACACAAGCAGUAUACUCGGUCUAAGUGUGCGCGGAGAGAAGUUGGCCACUGCUGCUGAAGAUCGCACUGUUGGAAUAUUUCAAGGCGUCGUUAUCUAAUGAUAGCUGUAUAUAUCGUUAUAGUUUUGAGUAAUACUAAGUUAUAUUCAGCCAAAUAAAACGCCUUUAAAAUGCCUAU